GAGGCUGCGGCGCCUCCGCGCCGCCACCCCCCGAGUGCCUCCGCCCGCCCGCCCGUGGGCCGGCCCGCAGCCCGGCGCGGCUAUGGUGGGGCGGCCCGAGGGCCCGGGGGCUGUCUCUGCCUCCGCCGCUGCGGGCCGGGCUCGGGGCCGGGGCUGGGGCCGGGGGGCCGGGCGCCCAACAGGCGACGCUGCUCCCAUGAAGCGCCUUCGUGCCCGGGACAAGCCCUCAGCCCCCGGCCCGGCCCGCGCCGAGGGGGGGGCCCGCCGGGCGACUGGGGGCAGGGCCCCCCCAGAGCCGCGAGUCCCGGGCCCGGCCCCCGCAGCUCCCGAGCCCCAGGAGCAGGAUGUUAUAGCCGGAGGACCCAGCCCCUUGAUCUUCCGGAAGCUCAGCAAUCCUGACCUGUUCUCCUCGAGUGGAAAAGCCAAGCUUCAUCGGCAGCUGAGUCAGGACGACGGCAAAGUCCGGGGCCGGGGGAGCCUGGCCACGGCCCUGUCUCUGUCAGGCAAGCAGCUGCUGCCAUUGUCGAGUGGAGGGCACAGUGGCAUGGGACAGCCAGCCUGGCAGUGCUCAGGAGAAGCCUCCAACCUGGUCCGCAUGAGAAACCAGUCCCUGGGGCAGUCAGCUCCAUCGUUGACAGCUGGCCUGAAGGAGCUGAGCCUUCCGAGAAGAGGCAGCUUAAUCUCUUCUCUUGGUCGAGGAACCAGUGAUGUCCAUCCGCACUUACCCUCUUCGGCAUCGGCGCCUGCCCUGUGCCACCCCCAGCUUCCUCUCAGUGCUGACGGGGCCCUUGCCACAGCUCCUCCAGUCUUUUUCCUGAACUUGCCAGCCCAGAGUGGCCCUGGAGGCUGCCACCCGUUCCUGUGGAGUUGUAGGACGAGCAACCGAAAGAGCCUGAUUGUUCCAUCCAGCACGUCCCCAACCUUGCCCCGGCCCCACUCGCCACUUCAUGGCCACCCAGGUGGUAGUCCUCUGGACAGCCCCCGGAAUUUCUCUCCCAAUGCUCCAGCCCCACACUUUUCCUUCAUUCCUGCCCGCAGCCAUGGACACAGAGCAGACAGGACGGAUGGACGGCGCUGGUCCUUGGCCUCUCUUCCCUCCUCUGGUUAUGGCACCAACACCCCUAGCUCCACUGUCUCCUCAUCCUGCUCCUCCCAGGAGAAGCUGCACCAGCUGCCCUUCCAGCCCACGGCGGACGAGCUGCACUUCCUGACGAAGCAUUUCAGCAGCGAGAGCGUCCCGGACGAGGAGGGCCGCCGGUCGCCAGCCAUGAGGCCCCGCUCACGCAGCCUCAGCCCUGGCCGCUCCCCAGUCUCCUUUGACAGUGAAAUAAUAAUGAUGAAUCAUGUGUACAAAGAAAGAUUCCCCAAGGCCACGGCGCAGAUGGAGGAACGGCUGGCAGAGUGUAUAGCCUCGAAUGCUGCUGAGAAUGUGCUGCCCUUGGCGGACGGGGCCCUGAGCUUCAUCCACCACCAGGUCAUUGAGCUGGCCCGGGACUGCCUGGACAAGUCUCGCGAUGGGCUCAUCACCUCCCGCUACUUCUAUGAACUUCAGGAGAAUUUAGAGAAGCUUCUGCAUGAUGCCCACGAGCGGUCAGAGAGCACAGAGGUGGCCUUUGUGACCCAGCUGGUGAAGAAACUGAUGAUCAUUGUAGCCCGGCCUGCCCGGCUCCUGGAGUGCCUGGAGUUUGACCCUGAGGAGUUUUACCAUCUGCUGGAGGCUGCUGAAGGGCAUGCCAAGGAGGGCCAGGGGAUCAAAUGUGACAUCCCACGCUAUAUCAUCAGCCAGCUGGGCCUCACGCGGGAUCCCCUGGAAGAAAUGGCCCAGCUGAACAGCUACGACAGCCCAGACACUCCUGAGACAGAUGACUCAGUUGAGGGCCGAGGGGCUGUUUUGCAGCCCAAGAAGACACCAUCUGAAGAUGAGUUUGAGACAAUCAAGCUGAUCAGCAAUGGGGCCUAUGGGGCCGUGUUCCUGGUACGCCACAGGUCCACCCGCCAGCGCUUUGCCAUGAAGAAGGUCAACAAGCAAAACCUCAUCCUGCGCAACCAGAUCCAGCAGGCGUUCGUGGAGCGUGACAUCCUCACUUUCGCUGAGAACCCCUUUGUCGUCAGCAUGUUCUGCUCCUUUGAGACCAGGCGCCACCUGUGCAUGGUCAUGGAGUACGUGGAAGGGGGCGACUGUGCCACACUGCUGAAGAACAUUGGGGCCCUGCCCGUCGACAUGGCACGCAUGUACUUUGCUGAGACCGUGCUGGCGUUGGAAUAUCUGCACAACUAUGGCAUUGUGCACCGGGACCUCAAGCCUGACAACCUCCUGAUAACAUCCAUGGGUCACAUCAAACUGACCGACUUUGGGCUCUCCAAAAUAGGCCUCAUGAGCCUGACCACAAACCUGUACGAGGGCCACAUUGAGAAGGACGCCCGGGAGUUCCUGGACAAGCAGGUGUGUGGGACCCCAGAGUACAUCGCUCCGGAGGUGAUCCUGAGACAGGGCUACGGGAAGCCUGUGGACUGGUGGGCCAUGGGCGUCAUCCUUUACGAAUUCCUCGUGGGCUGCGUCCCUUUCUUCGGAGACACCCCCGAGGAGCUGUUUGGACAAGUGAUCAGUGAUGAGAUUGCGUGGCCUGAGGGUGAUGACGCCCUCCCUCCUGAUGCCCAGGACCUCACCUCCAAGCUGCUGCACCAGAACCCUUUGGAGAGGAUGGGCACAGGCAGCGCCAGCGAGGUGAGGCAGCAUCGUUUCUUCAAGGACCUGGACUGGACGGGCCUGCUGCGUCAGAAGGCUGAGUUCAUUCCACAGCUGGAGUCCGAGGAUGACACGAGCUACUUUGACACUCGCUCAGAACGUUACCGACACGUGGAUUCGGAGGAUGAAGAUGAUGCCAACGACGAUGACCAUGUGGAAAUCCGUCAGUUUUCUUCAUGCUCCCCGAGGUUUAGUAAGGUGUACAGCAGCCUGGAGAGACUCUCCCUGCUGGAGGAGCGCAGGACCCCACCCCCUACCAAGCGCAGCCUCAGCGAGGAGAAGGAGGACAAGUUGGACGGUCUCAGUGGCCUUCAGGGCAAAGACCGGGGCUGGGUGAUCGGCUCCCCUGAAAUAUUGCGGAAGCGGCUGUCAGUGUCUGAAUCCUCCCACACAGAGAGCGACUCCAGCCCCCCUCUUGGGGUGCGGCGGCGCUGUUCAGGGGCACUGGAUGCACCCCGUUUCCCAGACGCAUCUGACGAGGCAGGAGGCAGCCCCCGGGAGAGCCAGCAGCUGACAGAGGGUGCGGCGUUCCUCACUCCACAGCCCAGAGAGGGUGGGCCCAGGUCCACUCCUGAGCAGCUGGGAGAGCGCAAAGCACAGGGGGACAAGGAGCCAGGUGGGAGUCCUGCGAACGUCUGUGCCCAGCAAGGCCGCCGGAAUAGCCAUGAAGGCCUGGAAAGCUCCACGCCUAAGGCCAUCAGCGACCUGGCCGUGCGGCGGGCACGCCACCGGCUGCUGUCCGGGGAGUCUGGAGAUAAGCACACACCCAGGCCUGCCAAUAAAGUCAUCAAAUCGGCCUCAGCCACUGCCCUGUCCCUUCUCAUCCCCUCAGACCACCACGGAUGCUCCCCCUUGGCCAGCCCAAUGUCCCCCCACUCCCAGUCAUCCAAUCCCUCAUCCCGGGACUCGUCCCCAAGCAGAGACUUCUCUCCGGCCAUCAGCAGCCUGAAGCCGCCCAUCGUGAUUCACCGAGCUGCCAAGAAGUAUGGCUUUACCCUGCGAGCCAUCCGGGUCUACAUGGGGGACACCGACGUUUACACUGUGCAGCACAUAGUCUGGCACGUGGAGGACGGGGGCCCGGCCAGCGAGGCAGGAUUGCGGGAGGGCGAUCUCAUCACGCAUGUCAACGGCGAGCCUGUGCACGGGCUGGUGCAUACCGAGGUGGUGGAGUUGAUCCUCAAGAGCGGGAACAAGGUCUCCAUCUCGACAACACCCUUUGAGAACACAUCGAUCAGAGUGGGCCCUGCACGGAAGGGCAGCCACAGGUCCAAGAUGGCCCGAAGAGACAGGAAGAGCAGGGCCAAGGAUGGGCCUGAGAGCAGGAAGAGGGGCUCCCUGUUUCGGAAGAUCACCAAGCAGGCAUCCUUGCUGCACACAAGCCGCAGCCUGUCGUCCCUCAGCCGCUCCCUGUCCUCUGGAGAGAGCGGGCCUGGCUCCCCAACACACGGUCACGGCCACAGCCACAGCCACAGCCUGGCCCCACGCUCUCCAACCCAGGGCUACCGAGGGGCCCCUGAAGCCUCACAUUCAGUAGGUGGAAAUUCCUCCCAGAGCAGCUCACCCAGCUCCAGUGUGCCCAACUCUCCAGCUAGCUCUGGCCACAUCCGCCCCAGCUCCCUGCAUGGCCUGGCCCCCAAGCUGCAGCGGCAGUAUCGCUCGCCCCGGCGCAAAUCGGCAGGCAGCAUCCCCCUGUCCCCCCUGGCACACACUCCGUCACCCACCCCUCAGGCCACCUCUCCCCAGCGAUCCCCGUCUCCUCUGCCUGGCCAUGCCCUGACCAGCAGCCCUGCAGCCUUCCCAGGAAAGCUGCACUCCUCACCACCCUUGGGCCGGCAGAUCUCGAGGCCCAAAAGUGCUGAGCCGCCACGCUCCCCGCUCCUAAAAAGGGUCCAGUCAGCCGAGAAGCUGGGGGCGGCCCUGGGGGCCUCAGAGAAGAAGCUGUCUGCCUCGCGCAAGCCUAGCCUGGACCUGGCCCCCUGUGAGGUCAAGAAGGAGCUGGUGCUGCCCAGUGACCCAGGGGACAAGGCCCCGCUGCCCAAGGCAGCCUCUCGCAGCCUGGGCACCAUCCGGCAUGACCGAGCCGAGCGCCGGGAGGCCCUGCAGAAGCAGGAGGCCAUCCGCGAGGUGGACUCCUCUGAGGAUGAGGAUGACACGGAUGAUGAUGGCUCUGAGAACAGCCAGGAUGGACAAGGCCAGGGGCCCCGCCAGGCCCAAGAGAGUGCCAAAGAAAACCCCCGUGGGCCCCAGGACCCGUGGGGCAGAGCUCGGCCACCCCCAGCGACCCCUGGCAUCCCGAUGAGGACGCUGGCUGAUGAAGCUGCCUCGGGCACCGUGAUGCAGCUGGUAUCUGGCAAGAGCCAGGCCCCGGGGGCCAAGGCACCCCCGAGUUCCCCUGGUGCUCAGGACUCUCCUCAGGGCUCCUCGAGUUCUGGGGGUCCUUGGGGUGCACCCUCCACAGAGCCCACGCUCCCCCGGGGCGACUCACUUGUAGCACUUUGUCCUUGGCUGUCAGGAAGUCCCCUCCCUUGCCCGGGUCCACGCCCAGUGCAAGCCCCUGGGAGCAGCUCAGGCCCAAUCCAGCUCUGGCCUCUGCCCCUGCAAGUGCCCACCCUGCCUGAGGGGGGGCACAGCUGGGACACAGUCUCAUCCCAGGCCGCCCUGAGCCUGCAGCCUGGGUCCAAGCUAGAGGGGCCCUCCCCGCCCAGCCAGCCCUGGGCCGCACAGCUCACCAGCCCUUCCCAGCCCCUGGCCCACAUCACCCCCAGCCUCAGCCCUGCCCCAUGUCCACCUUGGGAGCCCAAGUGCCCCUGGGCAGAGAAGGAGGAACUAGCUUUGAGUAGCACCAAGGUGCCGGAUGCUGCUGGUGACAGCAGGCAGGCCCCCCAGUGCAAAGGGCACCUGCAGCCCGCUGGGCAUGAGGAGACUGUGCCCCCAAGAGCCCCGCAUGAACCUCAUGACUGUGCUCUGGAGUGUGAUGACCUCCUGAGAAGAACGUAGCUGCCGGGCCUGGGGCCCCAGUCCCUCCCGCCUGUGUAAUAUAUGCUCAUGGAAACGA
Messenger RNA from Phascolarctos cinereus (koala), 5801 nucleotides. It is a transcript of the gene MAST2, whose product is annotated as microtubule associated serine/threonine kinase 2. Lineage: Eukaryota; Metazoa; Chordata; Mammalia; Diprotodontia; Phascolarctidae. The record is from RefSeq and is a predicted model, not a curated record. Gene Ontology annotation, biological process: intracellular signal transduction; cytoskeleton organization; peptidyl-serine phosphorylation. Gene Ontology annotation, molecular function: protein serine/threonine kinase activity; magnesium ion binding; microtubule binding. Gene Ontology annotation, cellular component: microtubule cytoskeleton.